Messenger RNA from Prorocentrum cordatum, 477 nucleotides. The record is from the annotation of a GenBank genome assembly. NCBI's taxonomy places the organism in Eukaryota, Dinophyceae, Prorocentrales, Prorocentraceae.
AUGCCAGCCACGCACCCGGCGGCGACCCAACCGUGGAGUACUUCAAACAGCUCGUGCACUACGUGGUUUUCGUGGGCGCCUCGGCUGAUGUCGGAUCCCGGGGCUGAGAGACCGUCUGCUCCCAUGGCCGCAGCGAUGCUGCCUCUGCUGCAGAAGAGUUCGGCAGACGCGCGCCCUUUUAUGAAGACGCUGCUCGCGGACAGCACGUCGGAAGGCGGCCUGCACGUGCCUGCGCGCAGCUCCCUUCUCAGCGGUCGUCGGCGCCGCCGCUUCGGUCGCCCCGUGCCCCUGCCGCCAGGCUGGGCUGGGCGCCCACCCGGGGCAGCUGGCACCACGGGUCGCAGCGGGCGCGGCCCGCCGGACAAGGCGCCCUCGAUCACGGCCCUGAAGUUCGCCUCGACCAGCUUGCCGAAGGAGAGCGUGGCGGCCAGCGCCGUAUGGAGCUGGGCCAGCAGCUUCGACUCCUUCACGCACUGA